Messenger RNA from Verticillium nonalfalfae, 954 nucleotides. RefSeq lists its product as uncharacterized. The coding region runs from base 1 to 954 and encodes 317 amino acids. The record is from RefSeq and is a predicted model, not a curated record. The transcript has a single exon. Lineage: Eukaryota; Fungi; Ascomycota; Sordariomycetes; Glomerellales; Plectosphaerellaceae.
AUGGCCUCGAUGGCUCAGAUUUCUGCUGGUCACUACCGGUACUCUCAGUAUCAAGAGCACCACCCUGCUUAUCGUCAGCAACACCACCCCUCAUACCAACAUUGUCACCACCCCAAGUCUCAUCGACCACACCCUCAAUAUGAGCAAGCACCACCUCUACCCCCUCGCCCACGGCGCCAACAGCACCAACACCACAUAGCAGAGCUCGAAGUGCCUCCCUGCAUCGCCGUUGAAAUGCCGGCGAGUCCCGUGCAGGAGAACCCAACCCUCCGCGAGCUCCCCGACGACUCUUCGACAACCGCUCUAGUCACUACUGCACACUACCUCAACCCAAGAGCAUCAUCCUCUCACCUUUCGGCCACAGCACACAGCCGCUCGUCAACAUCCUCUCUCGGCAGAGAGCCUUACUCAAUCCCGCUGCCGCCCUCCCGAACCGCGACUCCCACACCCCCAGACCUCAUCUCCAACACCACCCAUACCGGCUCCUCCUACUCCUCCUCCUCCAUUGCCCCGGAAGACUGGCCCCGCACCCCCGUCGACUGCCCCCCAGCAAACUACCCACAGGCCAAGGCCCCAGCCCUCAAGCUCUUCGGCAGCAAAAAGGCUAAGCGCUGGCUCGACAAGACGGUCGACGGUACCCAGGACCGCCUGAACUCGGCCGUCAAACCCUACACCUCGAACCCGCGCUACAACCCCAAGAACUGGACCACCAUCGCCCAGGCCGCCUCCCAUCGCUAUCUCGAGGGAAAGCUCUACGGGCCUGAGGGCCGCUACCCUCACGCCGGGGCUAUCGAUGAGGGUGUCGUUGGGAGGCCCAAGCUACCGGCGCGGCCCGUGGUGGCGCCGGCGGACGCGGGGGCUUUGGUCUUGGCUAGGGAGCCCGAGGUUGAGUUUCCGGCUGUCGGGCUGGCGCCGUUGGUUAUCAGGGAGAAGAAGAACAAGCAAAGCCACUAA